Molecule: messenger RNA, 1326 nt
Organism: Monodelphis domestica (gray short-tailed opossum)
Lineage: Eukaryota; Metazoa; Chordata; Mammalia; Didelphimorphia; Didelphidae
Gene: RPRM
Product: reprimo, TP53 dependent G2 arrest mediator homolog
Source: RefSeq, a predicted model, not a curated record
UUCCCAGCCCAGUCAACUUAUACAGACCCUGGGUGAGCAGGAGGGGAGAGAGCAGAGUCUUGGCAGAACCUGCUGGUGGAAGGAAGCUGCGGCUGUUGAUAGCCCUACAGAGGCUCCUGGAAACUCCCAGAAUCCAGGGACCGUUGUGAAUUGCAAAAGAACAGAAGAAAGGAGAGUUGAAAGCUCCGAAGAGUACAAGUCGGAGCACCACCCCCGGGGACACCUGUUCCUCUCCCUCCACCCCACUCUCCACCCCCUCCGACCCUGCGCCACCCGGCGCGCCCGGGCGCGCAAUGAAUCCAGUGCUGGGCAAUCAGACGGAAGCGGCCGGGCUCUUUUUGGCCAACAGCAGCGACUCCCUGGAGCGGGUCCUGCGCUGCUGCACCCAGGCGUCCGUAGUGACAGACGAUGGCUUCGGGGAGAGCGGACAGGACGAACGGAGCCUGUACAUUAUGCGGGUGGUACAGAUAGCGGUGAUGUGCGUUCUGUCGCUUACCGUUGUCUUUGGAAUCUUCUUCCUUGGCUGCAAUCUGCUCAUCAAGUCGGAGGGGAUGAUUAACUUCCUGGUGAAGGACAGGCGACCAUCCAAGGAGGUGGAGGCAGUGGUUGUGGGACCUUACUGACCUUCCCCUCCUUCACUACAUCUCGUUCCCCCAGUCCUGCCCACCUUCCAAAUCCAACUGCGCCUCUCAACCACCUGAGAUCUGGCGAAAGAAACUUAUCCGAGUGAUAGCCUCCUAAUGAUUCUUCGGCGGCUGCUUCGGUCCCCGUCUCUUCUACCUAAUGGAUGAAGUGACCUCUUAGUCUUGCUGGGUUCUUUGAAAGUCUCCUAUCCCAGGGAGAGAACUCACCAGUCUCUGUGCACUUCUGGGACAGUCCAGCAAAAAGUAAUGAAAGAAAGAGGUGGGGAGGAUGGCGGAGAGCAACGGGCAAUAACUUUCUAGUUGCUGGGAGGCGUCCCAUCGCCUAAGAUCCGGAGAGACCGCGGCGGUGGGAGAGAGAUACGCAUCUCCGCUUGCAUGUGGGAUCGGGAUCUUGGGGAAAGUGGCGAAGGUGGGGAGGGAUGGCCGAAUUCCACCCGGCAAAGAUCGACUAGUCACUGCCUGGCCUGGAGCCGCGCUUCCGAAAAUGUGACCUAUGUAUAUACAAUGCGACAGACUUCACAACAACGACAUGCAAACUAAGCAAAACAAACAAAAAAACAUUCCCAAUUACAGUCCCCGAUCCACUGGAGGGGACAAUCGGUAACUACAUUUUGAUUGUAGCGCACUGUUUUAAGGGAUAUUUUGCUUAAGAAAUAAUUAAUAUAAAAUAUUUGAUAAGUCA